Messenger RNA from Pipra filicauda (Wire-tailed manakin), 2293 nucleotides. It is a transcript of the gene ARTN, whose product is annotated as artemin. The record is from RefSeq and is a predicted model, not a curated record. Gene Ontology annotation, molecular function: receptor tyrosine kinase binding; glial cell-derived neurotrophic factor receptor binding; growth factor activity. The transcript is spliced from 3 exons. Lineage: Eukaryota; Metazoa; Chordata; Aves; Passeriformes; Pipridae. Bases 643 to 1446 code for a protein of 267 amino acids.
GGGGGACAUCACUCCCCUGAGACUGUGCUUGCUGCUUUGUUGGGAUGAUGCACGGCAGGGAUCCAGUUCCCCUCUGUGUGUCAGAGCAGUGGACGCCGAGCAGUGGUGUUGGGGAGAAUGACUGCAGUGAGCCCGACAUGGUGAUCCACACCCCGCCAUGUACCCAUGGGACCUGCCCGCCUGUCCUGCCCCUCGAGACCCCACUCACCCAGGCUGCUCUGGGCUUGUAUGUCCCAGUUUGGUGCAGGCAACAGGCUGGGGAGCCAGCGCAGGGCCGAGGGGUGGCUGCACCCGAGGACCCUGUGCUAAUGGAUUUGGAGUUUCUAAGGUCAGGCUCCCACUGCAAGCAAGAAAAACAUUCCCAGGGAAGGGCCAUGGGAAAGGGCCCCCCCCGGCAGCACUCCCAGCCCCAGCCACUGCCUCACAGCCCAGCCUGGCAUCCCAGGCCGCUUGCACAGGGAGGUGGCUGCAUUCCCCCUGAGGAGAGGUGCUGGACAAAGGCUGGGGCGCCCCAGCUGCCCAAUCUCUUGGAAGGGGUAUGCAGUGUGGUGAGGGUGCCUGGCUGUGCCAGGAGAGGAGAGGGGUGAGGGUGCAUCAUGCAGGAGGUUUUUUGGGGUUCUGGGGGGUGAUGGAGGGGAUUGCAUGGUUGAAGAAGGCAGGAGAAGCAUGUGCCAACUCCCAGCCAGCCAGGUCGAUACCCACCCUAUCCCUGCUGCUUGGGCACUGACUCCAACCUCUGCACUUGCAGCGAGCAUGGACCAGCGACAGGGGCCACCAGAGUCGAGACCUGCAGGACCUGCCACGCAUCCGCAGCCCAAGGAGGGGACACUGUGGGGGCUCCUCGCCAUCCUAUCGCUGCUGGCUGGGCUGGCCACGGGCACCCUGCGAACACCACACUGCAACGAGACGCUGGACGCAGCCCCUACACCACAGGGCAUGGCCACUGCCAGCCCAUCUGUGGAGGAUGGUGUGGAGGUGCCACUCGCCGCUGCCUGGAGCCAGCUGUAUGGGGAAAAUGCGACGACGGGUGGUCCAGGCGCCGCAGAGUUGGCGGAGGACCUGCUGCUGCGCGCUGAGCGUUCACCGCCGGGCGCUGGCAAAGCCAAGAAGAGGGCGCGGACACCCUCACGGGGCACCCGCGGGCGCAACUGCCACAUCCGCAACCUGAUGGUGAAGGUGCGGGACCUGGGCCUGGGCUUCAACUCGGACGAGAUCGUGCUCUUCAAGUACUGCAGUGGGUCCUGCCACCGGGCACGCAGCAACUAUGACCUGACACUGGGCAGCCUGCUGCGGCAGCAGCUCAUCGCCCCGGGGCCACAGGAGCGGAUCCUCAGCCACCCCUGCUGCCGACCCACCCGCUAUGAGGCUGUCUCCUUCAUGGAUGUGGAGAACACAUGGCAGACAGUGGAGAAGCUCUCAGCAGCCGAGUGCAGCUGUAUUGGCUGAGGAGGGGGCCACUGGCUUGGCCUCAGCUCGACACAUGCUGGCAGACUCCGGCUUGCCACAUGCAGUGGCACCGGUGCUCAGAGGAAGGGUCUGGCAGAGGCUGGUGCCUCCGUUUUUAUGUGGCCACAAAGAACGGAGGUGAGAUGGAGCCAUGACUGGGGUGUGGGCGGCCAAGCCCCCUCCUGCUCAGUGCCAAGCAGCUGGUGCCGACGGCUACAUGGGGUCCUGCCUGGAUGCACUGUGGCUCAGCCCUGAGAGAGGGGCUGAGGGGAGUAUGGACCAUCCCCACCACUCACUGGCUGGUCUGUCAGCCCAGUGUCCACCAGCAGCACUCCUCCGCCCCUGCUUUAGGGGAGCUGGGGUCAAGUGUCACCCCAAGUUUCAGAGUGGGCAAAACCUCCCUGUCCCCUCAGACACCCUGGGGUCAGUGGUGGCCAGAGCUGCCCUGCAGGGAAGGGGUGUGCCUGAGGACGGACGGGGGUGCAGCCAGGCCAACUUGCGCCAUUGCAGGGUGGGGGACCUGCACCCAGACCAGCAGCAGCCCCUGGUGUUCUGCAGGGUGGUGGGUCACGGGCACCCACUGGGACCCCCAUCCCUGCCUGGCUCCCAGGGGGGUGGCAGGGUCCGCCCCGCUGCCCCGUGGUGCUGCGGCACUAAACUAUUUAUUACUCUAAAUUAUUUAUUUAUUGUUCUCGAGCGGCAGCUCCUAUUUAUGACUUUGGGCCCCCGGGGGCCGGGUGUAAAUUAACCCCAGCGCUGCAGUGAAGCCCUGGGCAGUGCCCCGUGCCCCCCCCUUUUCUAUUAUUUGUAAAAUUUGAGGGAUAAACUCUAUUUUUGUACAGUCGCC